Molecule: messenger RNA, 4476 nt
Organism: Guillardia theta CCMP2712
Lineage: Eukaryota; Cryptophyceae; Pyrenomonadales; Geminigeraceae
Exons: 24
Coding region: 1-4476 (1491 amino acids)
Biological process (GO): regulation of ARF protein signal transduction
Molecular function (GO): guanyl-nucleotide exchange factor activity
Source: RefSeq, a predicted model, not a curated record
AUGCUAGAGAACUCUUCUCCUCCAAGGGUCGACGAGGCUGAGAUGACUCCUGCGUCCUGGAUGCUAAUCCGGAAGCAUGCUCUGGAAGUGGAGACAGUGAUGAGGAUGAACUCUCGGUUCGCCUCCAAGAGCCAAGGCAGCGAGCACAAGCUGUUGGAGGACUUCGAUGCUCUGAGAUCGCGAGGGGAGAUGCCCCUCGUCAAGGAAAUCCCUUCCAUCGUCUUCCCCUUCCUGGAAACCAUAUCGUCUCCUGAGACCACUGGCCCUAUGACGCGGGCAGCCCUUGAGGCCUGCGAGUGCUUUGUGGAGAAUCGCAUAGUCUCCAAGGUGAAAGACAUCCAGGUGGUGAUAGAGGCGGCGCUAGCAUGCAAGUUCGAGCAGAGCGACUCUGUGGAGGACGAGAUCGUAAUUAGCAAGAUGUUCAGAGUGCUGACAUGCGCAAUGGAGAUGAGGGAGGCAGUGCAACUGAAAGGCUCUCUGAUCCUGGAGAUCACGGAGACGCUCCUGCGAGUGACGGGGGAGAGCAGGUUCUCGGAGAUGCUGCGCAAUCAAGCUGAGAGCGCGUUUACGCGCAUCAUGAAGGUCCUGGUACUGAGGUUGCCGAGGCACCUCUCGUCCAGUACAUGGCGGAGCGAGUGCCGGGCUAGCAGGACCGACGACAUCUCCUGCAGCGGGGGAGACGAGCACGAGGCUGCGCAGAGAGCUCUGACGAGCAUGCCGUCGGUAGUGACCUGGUAUGGACGACCAAGCUCCCACACUGUGAAUCUGAUCAGCAUCACGACGUUCACGCACUAUCACGUGGACCCUGUGAACAACGAAGAGCUUCUGUGCAAGAUCUUCGAGAUCCUUGCGGAGCUCAUCGACCCCAAGAGCCGGACUGAUGCCAAGCUGCGGCCUGCGGCCAUGUGCGUGAUCCACGAUGGUCUGCAUGCUUCGGGAAAUGUCUUGGCGAACUAUGACAAGAUUCUAGCAGGAAAGGUUUUCGUCCCACCUGAUACCUUCACUUGUCCAUACCCUCUUGGAUCAUUCGCCCUCAACGUCGUGCAAGCGCUGUUCAUGUAUCUUCGUGACGGGCUAUUCUAUGAACUAGAGAUCAUCUUCUGCCGCGUCCAUAUCGGCCUGCUUGAAGAGAAGCUGCUGUCGGAGCAGAACGUCGUCAUCUUGCUGGAGGCCAUCGCCGAUCUCUGUCUGAUGAGGAACUUCAUGUCAGAUCUUUACGUCAACUACGAUUGUUCCCUGUCUAGUCAGAACCUCUACGAGAGGCUGGUGAAGCUGUUAUGCAAGCAGGCGUUCCCUGUCAGCGGGGUGUUACACCAUUCCCACACCAUCGCCUUCCGCUGCCUGGUCGCCAUGUUGGAAGACAUGAAGCGAAGGAGCAAGCAGCGGAACAGGCUCAAGUUUGAGAAUGGCGUCGACAGGUCGGAGAUCCUAGGCCAGGCCAACAAGUUCACCAAACAGAAGCUCAUCAAACGAAGAUACUCGAUCGCUGCAGAGAGUUUCAAUCGAGAUUGCGCAAAAGGGAUUGAGGUGCUGCGGAGCUACGAGCUGCUUCAUGAAGAGACAGCUGCGAGGGACGUCGCUCAAUUCUUCAAGGUCGGACAAGCUGUGGGGCUCAACAAACGAGUCAUCGGAGACUUCAUCGGGGAGCGGCAGGACUUUCACGAGCGGGUGCUGAGGGAGUACGCUGGCCUGUUUCGCUUCCAUGCUCUUCCUGUCGUGGACGCCCUCAGGCUCUUCUUAGAGACUUUCCUUCUCCCCGGCGAGAGCCAAAAGAUUGACCGCAUCACCGAGGCCUUCGCACGGACUUACUACGAGCAGCAGCAGGAGGAGGAGCAGGAGGGGAGCAGGGACAGGAGCGUGUUCUUCUCAUGGGACGCCGUCCACAUCCUCACCUUCUCGAUCAUCAUGCUCAACACGGACUUGCACAGCCCGCAGGUCAAGAAGAGAAUGACGCUCGAGGAGUUCGUCAAGAACAACCGGGGGAUCAACGAGGACAAAGCGCGGGGGGUGAAGGAAGACCUGCCUCGCAGCAUGCUGGAGCAGGUCUUCCACUCUAUCGCGACUGAUGAGAUCAGGAUCGAACUCAAGUCUCACACCCACACCCUCCACAACUCGCUCCUGCAUGCCGUCUUCCUGUCGGCCACCGAGAGCUCCCUGAGGAGGGCGAGCAUUCGUGCUGACCGCAUGUCUUUCUCUCACGUGGGGAACUACGGGCUCCACGACGAGGAAAUGCUCAUGUCCAGUUGCGGUCCAGCUGUUGCUGCCGUCUCCGUGGUGCUGGAUGCGUCAGGGUCAGUGGCUGAAGUGGAGAUGGCGCUGAAGGGCACGCGGUGCUGCGCAGAGAUGCUCUCGUCGUUCGGAAUGCAGGAGGGACUUGACAACCUGCUUGUCAACUUGAGCAGGCAGACACUGCUGACCUCGACCUCCUCCUUCUCCUUGGUCUCCGCGACGGUUCAGUUUGGGAGGUCGUGGAAGGCACAGAAAGCUCUAGAGCACCUGGUGGGCAUCGCGACAGCGUGUGGGGAUCAGCUGAGAAGAGCCUGGCACCACGUGCUGGACUGUAUCAUGACGCUCCUCUGCACUGGGGUACUCAAGAUCUCCUUCUACAAGCCCGCAGCCACCAGCGAGGAGGAGGAGGCUGCGGGCCCAGCGAGGCUGAGGGAGGGGCAGGACGAUGGGGAGGGCGGCAUGGCGAACUGGCUUCCUGCGGGAUGGGGGAGAAUCUCACAGUGGCUGGGGUCAGAGAAGGAGAGGACAAGGAGCAUGGAGCAAGAGGCUUUCCGCAAGGCGCGGGAGGCGACGGCUCGUUGUGACAUCCAGCAUCUUGUGGCGGAGCUUCGCUUCAUGUCUCUCGAUGCUCUCAAGGCCGUCCUCUGCGCCCUCGCUCCGAUCGCGCUAACACGCGCAGAGAUUACGGACGCUGAGGACGAGAAGCGGCUGAACUCUCCUGCCAACCUGCAUGCAGUCUCAACGAGCUGCGCACAAGAACGGCAGCUGCUCUCUCUCGAGCUCGCGCUCUCCCUUGCCCUGCAGAACCGCGACAGGAUCGAGAGCAUCUGGAAGAUCCUCUUCGAGCUCGUCUGCGGCAUCGUGUUGGGCGGUGAGCUGCUGCCCAUUGCGUUUCUCAGCUCCACUCUGACAUCCUUGUCUUCCCGCCUGCCCUCCCAGAGAGAAGGAACGGAGUCCCUGAUGACGUGUACCUGCGGGCCGUCUCUGGGGGGCGGACUUAUUCAAGACUGCAUCUACGAGUUCAUAUGGAAGCUGAUCGAGCUAGACGAUGCUUCAUGUGGGUCAGAAAGGCGGGAGGACGAGGACGAGGACGAGGACGAGGAUGAGGACGAGGAUGAGGACGAGGAGGUCGAGACUGUCGCUCUCCACACCAACUCGCAGUUCUCCGAGCUGAUCCAGGUCCCGUCGCUCCGUGCUCAAGUCCAGCUGACCGCUUCCCAGCUCAACAUGGACCUGAUCCGAUGGGGGCACCUGUGCGAAGCAGCUCUGGCGUACCUCGAGAGGAUGGAGCGGAUUGAAGCAUGUACCGACCAAGCUCUAGAGCUACUCUCCUUCAUCCUCCUCGACAAAUCGACCAUGCGGCGCAAGAAUUUUCUCCUUUGCACAGAGACGGCCUAUGAAUUCGCUUUGACUGGCAAGAAUGAGCGAAGUUCGCGCAAGGCCAUCGACUACCUCUAUGCCCUGCACCUUCGACUAUCAGCUUGGGAGCGCGGGAAGGACCGGAACAAGGAGGAGGAGGAGGGCUUUGACCUAUGGGCCUCCCCUCCCUUGUUCGUCCUCCUAACGAACCUGCCGCAGCAUCCCAAGGCAAGCAAAGACCGCAGGGAGUACGCCAUGCUCUCGCUAGAACGAGCCGUCAUGUCUUCCUUCCUCUCUUCUCUUCCUGAGGCCGCAUGGGAGGCAUGCUUCGAGAAGGUGUUGUGGCGUCUGCUCAGGAGCUUCUUCACCAACGUGGGGAACCUGCUCGACGAGCGUCAAGGAUCUCAUGCUGUGACGCAGGCGGUUGAGGCGAACCCUGUCCAGCAGGAGAAGAGCAGGCUCAGAGGAUGGCUGCUGCUGUGCUCCGUCCUCUUGCAGCACCUCCGGCCUCUGACGCAGCUGGGCUGCUUCGACAAGGUGUGGCUGGGGUUUCUGGACGUGACCGAGGAGUACCUUGUCAAGCAUCCUUCCCAGCUUGCGCUCGAAUGCGUCCCCCAGCACCUCAACGCCAUCCUGGAGGUGCUCGAGGCUGACAUCGACUUCUGGAGUGGCCGCGAAGAGCUCUGGAGCAACACCUGGGCCCGCCUCAACAACUUCUGCCCUCAGCUCCUCCAUCUUAGGACGUCAGACAAGGCGGAGCAGGUUGCUCAUACCGGUGGCGCUGGCACCGACGGAGAGGAGGAGGGGAGGGAAACAGGUCUGCCAGUAGCGGGUGCGAAGGAGCAGGAGCCGAGAGCACAAGAGGUGGGCGAGGCCCUUGCGGGGUAG